CCUGUGCGUGCCCCGCCCCUCAGUGAAGCGUUUCCGCCAAGAUGGUUGUCGGUGCCUUCCCCAUCGCCAAGCUCCUCUACCUUGGUGUAAGACAGAUGAGCAAACCUGUGGCAAACCGUAUCAAGGCUGGAGCUCGAAGAAGCGAAUUCUUUAAAACUUACAUCUGUCUACCGCCGGCACAAUUGUACCAUUGGAUUGAGAUGCGAACAAAGAUGCGAAUCAUGGGCUUUCGAGGUGCAACUAUUAAACCGCUGAAUGAGGAAUCAGCUGCAGAACUUGGUGCAGAAUUACUGGGAGAAGCAAUCAUCUUUCUUAUUGGAGGUGGUUGUAUGGUACUUGAAUACAGCAGACAAGCUGCUAACUCACGUCGCAAAGAAGACGAGCUGAAUGCUACAAUCACAAGCUUACAGACUCAACUUGCAGAACUGACUUUAACCACAGAGACACUAGAUGCCCAGUUACGAGAAGUCAAUCGACAACUGUUGUCUUUCCCACUCCCUUCUAAAAAGUGACAAGAGCAGGUUGCACAAUGUUCUUUGCAGUCUGAUCACAGUCCUGCAUUAUGCACAAUCCUCUGCUUCUCAUAGAGAGGAAGACAAGGGAAAAGGCAUAUCCAGGUGCUGUGAGCUUGGGUGGUAUAAUUGGCUCAAGUUUUGAGCAAGUAAUUGCGUGAGGUGAUGCUAUGAUAUUCAUAGUACAUUUAUUGGUGUGAGCAUGUUUAUUGUAAAAAAUAAUCAAAGGGGACAAUUAAACAGUGAAUAGUCAAUGUGAUAUGUUGGUAAUAUUUUGGCACAAAAUAUUUGUAUUUUCAGUGCCUGUUUAAAGCAUUUAACAUUUCAUGCUUGUGUCAUCUUAAUUUAAAUGCCAAGUUGACUGGGGGUUCAUUCAUUGUAUGUCUUUUGGACUUGUAAUAAAGACA
Molecule: messenger RNA, 919 nt
Organism: Periophthalmus magnuspinnatus
Lineage: Eukaryota; Metazoa; Chordata; Actinopteri; Gobiiformes; Gobiidae
Gene: opa3
Product: outer mitochondrial membrane lipid metabolism regulator OPA3
Exons: 2
Coding region: 42-512 (156 amino acids)
Biological process (GO): regulation of lipid metabolic process
Cellular component (GO): mitochondrion
Source: RefSeq, a predicted model, not a curated record